Hemiscyllium ocellatum (epaulette shark) is the source of this 1913-nucleotide messenger RNA. RefSeq names its product insulinoma-associated protein 1a-like. The record is from RefSeq and is a predicted model, not a curated record. Lineage: Eukaryota; Metazoa; Chordata; Chondrichthyes; Orectolobiformes; Hemiscylliidae. Gene Ontology annotation, molecular function: RNA polymerase II cis-regulatory region sequence-specific DNA binding; DNA-binding transcription repressor activity, RNA polymerase II-specific. Gene Ontology annotation, cellular component: nucleus; transcription repressor complex. The coding region runs from base 220 to 1521 and encodes 433 amino acids. The transcript has a single exon. Gene Ontology annotation, biological process: neuron differentiation; negative regulation of transcription by RNA polymerase II; regulation of cell cycle process.
GAGGGAGAGGCGGCGGCGGUGGGGGCAGGAGGCUGGCGAGAUGCCAUUCACUCACUCAGCCUCCAGAUAGACACCAGGAGAGGCUGUUUAUACCCGACCCUGGCACUCACCCGCUUCGUUUAUUUAUUAAUUAAUUUAUUUUUUAAGGAAAACAAGUGCCUUCGAUUGUAUUUAUUAUUUUUCUUAUUCCUGGGUCCACCCACCCACACCCUCCCAAAGAUGCCCAGAGGAUUCCUGGUGAAGAGAAGCAGGAAAUCGACCCCGGUCUCUUACCGGAUCCGCUCCGAAGAUGCAGCCCCGAGGCUGGAGACCUUCCCGGCCCCGGUCUCCGGUUGCCCCCGGGGUUUGCCGAGCGGGCUCCCGGCCGUGCCCCGGGAGCGGGAGCUGGAGCAGCCGCCGCCGCCGCCGCCCCUCCCGCAGCCGCCGGUGAGCCGGGAGCACGGACCCCGCUUCUUGAGCCUGGGGUCGCCGGCGGCAGCCGAGUCUUUCCCGGCCGCCCCGCCGUUCGCCGGCGCCCUGGACCGGGCGCUGCUGCUGCUGGCGCCGGCGGACGGCGGGGCGGCUCAGCGCCUUCCCCACCACCACCACCACCACAACAACAACUGCAGUGGGGGGAGUAGCGCCGCCCCGCAGCACAGGCAGAGCGUCAAAGCCGCCGCCCCCAAGAAAGCCAAAGCCAUCAGGAAACUCACCUUUGAGGAUGAAGUGACCACCUCCCCGGUUCUGGGCUUGAAGAUUAAGGAGGGACCGGUAGAGGUGAAGCCGAGGUCGGGUGCAGGAGGAGGAGGAGGGGGUGCAGCAGCAGCAGGAGGAGGAGGAGGGAAACCCCUCGGGGAGUUUAUCUGCCAGCUCUGCAAGGAGGAAUACAUGGACCCCUUCUCCCUGGCGCAACACAAGUGCUCCCGCAUCGUGCGGGUGGAGUACCGCUGCCCGGAGUGCGACAAGGUCUUCAGCUGCCCGGCCAACCUGGCAUCGCACCGCCGCUGGCAUAAGCCCCGGGCCCAGACCCCCGCCACCUCCAGCCCCAAGGGGGAACCCGGCAAAGCCAGCCCCGGGGACGCAGCCGCCAAGGAGCCCGGUGACCGGGACACCCCGAGCCCCGGCUCCGCUCCCUCCGAGUCCGGUUCCGAGGACGGUCUCUACGAGUGCCACCGGUGCAGCAAGCGGUUCCGGCGGCAGGCUUACCUGCGGAAGCACCUGCUCUCCCACCCCGGGGACCCCUACCCCCCGUUCCCCGGCGGGGGGGCGGGCGAAGCGGCCGACAAGAAGCUCCCGGCGCCCGGCCAGCUCCCCAAGGCGGGCUCCGAGUACCAUCCCUGCCAACUGUGCGGCGAGACCUUCCCCAGCAAGGCGAGCCAGGAACGCCACCUCCGCCUGCACACCUCCGAAGUGUUCCCUUGCAAGUACUGCCCGGCCACUUUCUACAGCUCCCCUGGACUCACCAGACACAUCAAUAAAUGCCACCCAUCAGAAAACAGGCAAGUUAUCCUUCUCCAAAUGCCAGUGCGCCCUGCCUGUUAGAAAAGGAAGAGAGAGAGAGACGGGGGGUGACAAACCGUGCCUUUCCUAGUUGCUACUUAGCCACAUCCCGAGAGAGAGAGAGAGAAUAAAAAUCAAAUCAACUUCGCUGUUGUUUUUUUAAACGCUAACGCCUUUCCGUGUACUGUACCUUCAUCUCACAAACUGCACCUUUCACUCAAAACAAUAACAGCUUUAAUGUAGCUUUGUGAUACACUGGACACUUGGAGAUUUUCAGUUGUCUUGAACAAAGCAGUAAUUAGAACAUUCCUUUAGAUUAGCCACAAAUGCCUUGGAUUACUGAUCCGAAUGUUUCACAACAAUGAUGUAAAUGCCUUAAUUUUUCGAAGCUUUCCACGUUUUACCUUCAAUGGGUUUGUUGCAUAUAAUUUUAC